Messenger RNA from Drosophila virilis, 4455 nucleotides. It is a transcript of the gene Marf1, whose product is annotated as meiosis regulator and mRNA stability factor 1-like protein. Gene Ontology annotation, molecular function: nucleic acid binding. The record is from RefSeq and is a predicted model, not a curated record. NCBI's taxonomy places the organism in Eukaryota, Metazoa, Arthropoda, Insecta, Diptera, Drosophilidae.
UUUUGCUAAUUUUUGAAAAUUUGUUAAUUAGUUAAAACAAAGAUUGAUUUUGUUAAUAUAAUUUUAAACGAUUCGAUUGAUGUUAUAAGAUAUAAGUGGCUUUUAUUAUAGUAGAGGCGGGCCACUUCUGGGUUUCCCUCCCGUUGCACACAGAAACGGCUAGCACGUGUCUAUUGGGUGCCAAGCACCGGCAUCGAUAAACUUUGAGCCCCAAAGCAUAAGCCCAAACGUAAAAAAAAAAAAUAACAAUUUCAAUUCCAGUUCCCCGAGUUCAAAGUAUACGACAUGACCGAACGCUUGUACAGCUGGACCUGCGAGGGGGGCGGUGAUAACCCCGCCUACUAUGCAGGCCAAACGCAGCUAUAUUCGACGGCUCUGCCGCCAACUGUCCUCUGUGCGGACUAUAAUAAUAAUCCUGGCGGAGGAGCUGGCUUGCGAUACCUCAACGGACUGGCUGGCUAUACCCCACCGCCGGGCUUGCUGCCGCACAAGUAUACAGGUGGGCCGCCAGCGAGCUCGACCAUGCCCGGCGGCCAGCUGGAGGUGUGCCAAUAUGCGCAUGUAAAUGGCAGCGCCUCCUGCUACAAUCGCAACCGUUAUAUGCCCUAUAAUCACAAUCGGGCAUGCGCAGCGGCUGCUGCAGUUGCGGCGGUCACCGGUCAUCCGCUGAUUAAUCAACAUCAUCAGCAGACGGUUGCGGGUCCGGGCAGUGGCAGCGGAUUUGCGAACAGCUAUCAGCCAUCGUUCGCGCCCAUUUAUCAGCACACAACACCGCUGGCCACGCCCGCUGCGCUGCCGCCGGCCAAUGUCUCCGUUGCGAGCAGCACCGCUGCCGCCGCUGAUGCAGAUUACGGCUACAAUAACGGGCUGACCAACACCAUGGCGCCCAGCAUGCUGCCCCUGACCUGCUCGGGCGCCUCCACCAUGUCCACCCAUAGCGGCGGCAGCAGCUCUGCCGGCGAAGCCAGCGGCGGGCAUGCCUAUGCAAGUGUUACCGAUCCCAGCGAUGCGGUCACACUGCAGAUUACCAACUUGGAUUACUCGCUGGACGAGACCAGUUUGCGCAAUUUCCUCAUGAGCCAACUGAAGCCCAUCACGCCCGUCGUGUCGCUCAACUUUGAGGCCUGCAGCUAUGCCAAAGUCACCGUACCGGAUCUCUAUUUUGCCAAGCAAGUGGUGUCCAAUUUGCACCGCAAGAAGAUUGGCCACAAGCGCAUGCUGGUCAGCUACACGCGCGACUCAUCCCUGACCGAGGUCAAUACACUGCGCUGCCAGGUUGCUGGACUGUUGAAGGAUGUUCCGUACUAUACAUUACCUAUGUAUAAGUUCCGCGAGCUGUUCCAGUCGCGCUUUAAGACCUCAAUCAAUGUCCUGGAUUUGUACAAGAUGCAGGACAUCUGCUCUAUUAAGUCGGACAACAACGAGGGCCAGUUCAUCAGUUUGCAAGAGGAGCUAGUCAACACGCUGGAGAGCUCACCACUGAUGGAGGGACUGCAGCACAGUGUGCCCUAUUGCACGGUGCACUUCAAGCGGGAACAGCACAAGGGCUGGGCAGAGCAGGAGAUCGAACCGCUGCCCAAUGUGUGCAUGACCAUUGCAGAAAUACAGCAGCUGAUUUAUCCGCUGCUGAAGCAUCAUCCGGGCGAUAUACCCGUGGCUACGCUGCUGCACUGCAUCGAGAGUCAGUUGAAAGUGCAAAUUGCGGCCGACGAGAGCGGCGUUAAUCUGGAGCAUCUCGUUUGCUGUGUCCAGGGCAUACAGAUACAAGUGAACAAUUUUGGCAUUAAGAUUCUCGGCUGGCUGGAGCUCAACAAGGAGGUGUCCACAACUGGCGUCGGCAUGGCCAAUGCCAGCCUUAAUAGCACUGAUCGUGGCAACGGCAACGGCAACGGCGGUUCUGGCGGCUAUUUUAAAAACUCUGUGGCCGAUCCUCUUUUUCAAAUCUCACGCGAGGUUAUCGAACUGGUAAAAAUGUCGCCCAAGUCCACGAUGAAGUUCAAUCGCUUCAUCCCGGCCUAUCACAACCAUUUUGGCAAGCAGUGCCGCGUUGCGGACUAUGGCUAUACCAAGCUGAUUGAGCUCUUUGAGGCGUUGUCAUCGGUGGUCCAGAUCAUGGGCGAUGGCGAGAAUCGUCAGAUAACUCUCACACAUCGCACCCAGAUCCGACGCUUCACUUCGGACUUGUUGCGUGUGCUGCGCGCCCACGGCAACAACUCGGUGCUUCUGUCCCAACUGCCUGGAAUUUUUUCCCAGACCCAGAAUCGCAACUUUGAUGUCACCGAUUAUGGUGUGUGCGACAUUGUGGACAUCUUGGACGGCCUGGUCAAUAGCAAUAUUGUUGUGCUCAGCACAGUGCAGCAAGGCAAGGAUAUACUUAUAUCCAUUCCCAAGCGCAAGCAGACCAACACAGAGCUGGAGAAGACCUGUGUAUUCGCUGGCGAGAUGGUGGAGCUCUUCCAGAACGCUUUGCAGUACAGCCUACUCUUUCAGAAGUUUGUGCGCUCCUAUCACUACCAUUUCGCCUAUCAGUGUCGCCUGAGCGACUAUGGUUUUCUCAAGCUGGCGGAUCUCAUGGAUGCCAUACACGGCGUGGUCGAACUCGAGAUGACCAGCGAUGAGGACAAGAAGAUUGUGCUAUCGCCGAAGGUGGCUAGACGUGUGUUUGCCGAGCAGUGCGAGGAUCUUAUUCGCAAUGUUACCGGCAACUCAACCAAUUGUAUGAAGCUUGAGCAGGUGCUCAAGCUGCACAAGAAAAAAUAUGGUUAUCAAAUGCAGCCGCAAACAUUGGGCGCACCAGACAUAGCCAGCGCCAUUGAGCUACUGCCCUAUGUCGAGAUAGUGCACAAGGAGCAGGCCACCUGGCUGAUCUGCCACAACGACGAUGUGGAAUUUCGCCAGCUAUGCUAUCGCGCCUGCAAGCAGCUGCUGCAGCGUGAGGCGAUGGCAAAUACUGCGGCAGCUCCUGGAGAGCCCGCAUCACCACCAAAGCCAGAGCCGCUCAGCCAGGCGCAGUUCGCUAGCGAUUUCAAUGCAAAGCACAAGCAACAACUGACGGAAUCUACACUUCAUGCCAUGCGGCAUGCCAUAGAGAUCUACGUGGAGGCGGAUGAGCCUUGCGUGCGACUUACCAGCUUUAUGCGGUUUCUGGUGUCCAUUGUGCGUCUUUUGGAGCAACGUCCCAAUAUGUAUUUGUACGAGCUGAAGAGCGCCCUUGACUGUGGACUGACCACCACCUUCGAGUUUGGCUUUCCCAAUUUGUAUUCAGUUAUUGUGGCUCACGAUGAUCUCUUUACGAUCAACAUGGGACCCACACAGGAACGCAGCGAUGUUGCUCUUAAUGUAAAUUGCGAACUACGUCUCAAUACGGGUGCCACGCAUCAGCAUCUGUUUGGCUCCCUGAAGCUGCCCUAUGCCAAGCACAAGGCUCAGCGAAGCAAACGCACACCGCUCGGCGAGCACAAUCGUCCACCGCCAUCCCAGGCUCCGCCUCCGCACAAGACCCGUGCCAUAGCCAAUGAGUAUGCGAGCAGUAUUGGCAGCGUGUCCAAUAAUGCCGCCCACAAGCCGCAGGUGACGAUCAACAGCUUCCAGGCCUAUCAGGAGCACUUUGCCGCCAGCUCAGCACAAGUCAAAUGCUCACCACCCAGCGCCAAUUGCUCUGUGAUGUCAUCCACAAUGCUGAACAGCUCCGGUACCGCCAAUAUAAGCCUGUGCAGCAGCUGCAGCAAUAAAGAAAAUUCGCUCAACAGCAGCUCGCAUCAGAUCUUUAACAGCAGCAACAGCAACAGCUCAUUUAAUACAUCUUGCGAGCUUAACAGCAGCCUCUGCGCUGGCGAUGUCGCCUCCAGCACAGCCAUAACCUCGGCCAUGCCUUAUGCUCAUUCUGGCAAGUUGUGGUAUCGUCGUCAGGCCAGCUUCUAUCAGCAGCAGCAGCAGCAGCAGCAGCAUCAACAACAGGUGCAACAGCAACAGCAACUGCAGCAACAGCAAAGGCAACAGCAACAGCAGCCUACCUUGAUGCAGCAUUCCUUCGACUCGGGUCGCGAUUUGUAUGAUUUGGUCAGUUGCAAUGUGGCGCCGAUACGUUCUUGUUAUGAUCCACCCAAGCCCGAUACGCCGCCAUCGGAGAAAUUGCCUUUCUGGAUCGAUCCCGUAUGGAGCAAUCAGUCGGAGCAGCCAAAGCAAAACUUGCUUAACAUUCGGCUGCCAGAGCUGAAGGGUCUCAAUGUUCUCCCCAUGCUUUUGUCGCCCUAUACUAUAUCCAAGCAUGCGAAUAUGAAGCGAAAGCUGUUUAAUUUUGAUAAUCACGAUCGUAAGAUAGCCUAAGUAGCAACGAAUUCUAAAACAAAAGAAGUUUAGAACUUAUAAUUUCGUAAUAUAUUUUACGUACGACUGCGGAAGCGUUGAAACGUUUUGUAUAGGUUCCUGGUGAGCCUUAAAAUUGUCACAAUUUAA